This is a messenger RNA of Seminavis robusta, 3006 nucleotides long. Lineage: Eukaryota; Bacillariophyta; Bacillariophyceae; Naviculales; Naviculaceae. The record is from the annotation of a GenBank genome assembly.
AACUCCGAAUUGCUGGUGUGCUCAACGGAGAAGUCCCCGCAGCGCAUUUUCGGGAGGCAUUGGCCAACAACCACUAUCAGUAUUCAUCCAAUUGAGAGAAUGACGGAGCCUACCCCCACAUCCAGCAACAACAACAACAAUAAUGCAGGAGACUCAUCCUUGGAAUCUCCUAAUUUUGUCAGUGGAGCAGCAGGACAGAAUUUGUUUCCCAUUGAUCCUUCUCCAGCGUCUCAAUCCACCACGCAGUGGUCUCCAGCAGGAGGCGGUGCCCAAUCUGCGUCACGUCGUCCACCUCGUCGUUUCUUUGAAGCAGGUGGUGACGGCUCUACAACAACAAGAAGGCUGAAACAUCCAACUGAUCAGCAGCAACAGCAUGCACAUUGGGCCAAAGAGAAGUACUUGUCAUCAUUUCCAACUGGGCCAACCAGUAGUACUACUACUACUGGGUCCAUCAGAGGAAACCCGAACGAAGAAAUGACGGAUGACAAUGUCAUGGCAACCAGCAACGACAAAUCAGUGAUUAUUGAUGGCAUUGACACUAAAGUGCUGCGAACAAUGACAAAAAAUGCCCUGGGAACUGCCUCUCAUUCUCCAUUACCAUCCACGGCAGUCUUUUACGCUAGUUUGCUCUAUUCCAAAACCAAUUCACUGCAAGACUGUUUCCUGUAUGCUCAAACCUUGUCACGCAAUGGAGAAUCCAAGCGGUGUGUCCGUUUGCUGGAGGAAGCUGGACUAUUGGAUCAUCCUGGCAUUGCGCCUACUACUAUUAACAACAAGAGUCCAUCCUUGUAUCUGGAAGCAGUGCUGUUGGCAGCUGAAGCAUUGUCGGCAUUAGUGGAAUGGCAAAGCGUCUUGGAACUAUUGGAAGAUGCGUGCCAUUCAUGGGGAAGUAACGAGAGUGCUCACGCGGCUCUUGGUGCUCCUCAACCUCUAGAAGACGAAGACGAUUUUGCAUGGCAAAGCCUUUUCCAACGACAUGAACAUUCCGAGGGAUACCUUCACCCUGUCUCUCGCUUGUGCCUAUGGCGCGGUAGAGCCUACGCUGAAACGGGACAUCCACAACGAGCAGCAUUGUACUGGAAACGAGCCAUUCAAAUGGACCCCAAGUGUGUCCAGGCGUUGGAUUUCUUGCUGGAACGAAGCGUGGUGACACCUCGAGAAGCAUUUGAAAUCAUCCAGAGCUUGACUAUGGAUGAGUCCAUGGAGUGGCUCAGGCUCAUGUACCUUGCGCGAAUUGAUUUAUCGCCACAAGACGGUUUGGGUGGUACUACCACCGAGGAUGCAGCGCAACAACAACAAAGUAUCGAUGUGCACAAUCUUUCAUCAUUGUCUCGAGGCAUGACCCCCAAGUCGGCAUUUGGCAUGAUGAAUGAAGACCAUCCAUAUCUUGAUGCAUCCUCCAUCCAGCUGGCAUCGCCAUUCAUGUUGGCCACACCCAAUGGAAAUCCAGUCACAUCCACCAUGGCUAUGGCUGGAUCCAAUCUACGUGGGAUCCUCUCCACUGGCGGUGGCAACAAGUCCAAUGCUGCAGUCCACUUUGACUACAGCACCACUGUGGACAACAAUGCUGGGCGGGAUGAAGAACAAGAAAAAAUGGCAACAGCAACGACAAAGGGGAAAUCCACCAUCCAACAAAGCGUAGACGAUGCAUUUGCUAAACUGUGGCAUGUUCACAAAUUAGAUCAAUCCCCCGAAGUCUUGGCCAUGGCUGCCAGGAGGGCCUAUCGACGAUACGAUUUAAAAAGCGCCCUUGCCCACUGCCAGCACCUUGCCUCUAUUGACCCUCUCUGCCAAGCGGCGGGGUAUGUGUAUAUUGCAACUCUGGCUGCACUAGGGCACAAACGGCACCUCUUUCGAUUGGCACAUGAAUGGGUUGCCGCAUCCCCGAAAUCGGCACGGGCUUGGUUUGCGGUGGGGAGCUACUAUUACUGUUGUGAACGCUUUCACGUGGCACAGCGACACUUUUGCCGUGCGACAAGGUUGGAUCCACACUGCACAGAAGCUUGGAUUGCAUUUGGGUGUUCCUUUGCAGCCUGUGAUGAGUCCGAUCAAGCUCUGGCUUCCUUCAGAGCGGCUCAGAGGAUUUCACCGGGUGAAUACGCCUCCUUUUUGUACAUGGGGAUUGAGUACCUUCGAACGAAUCACUUGGUAUUGGCGCAGUACUUUUUGAAUGCAGCUUGCAAAGCCAGUGGUGGCGAUCCGCUCUGCUUGAACGAACUGGGUGUUUUGGCCAUGCACAGGUCUGACUAUACCAGUGCCAUUCGAUGGUUCAGCCGUGGUCUUGGAGCUUGUGUCCACACGGAUGGACAACAACAUCAACAACGGAAAUCUGUGGCAGAGAGCAUCCAGUUGUGCCAGGAGAAGCAUUGGGAAGCUACCAUUUUCAAUCUGGGGCAGUGCUACCGCAAGACUAGGCAAUUUAGCAAAGCAGCUCAUUGUUUUGAAAGAUGCAUUGCGUUAUCACCUGAAAACUGCUCCGGCUACGCAGCACUUGGAUUCACCAAGCAUUUAAUGGGCAACUUGGACGAAGCGAUUGAUUCUUACCACCAAGCCCUUGGUUGCAAGCCUGAGGACCCAUUCAGCACUGAGAUGUUGAACAAGGCGCUGCAAGAAGUGCUGUCGGCAACAUUCAGUAGUUCUGAGGAUGAAAAUACCUUGCCAAAGCACCACAAUCUGCACCCCGGCAAUAGUAGCAACACUCCUUGCCGUUUUGGGAAUGAUACAGCCACUGACCACGACCAAAUUUCUCUGAGCAAGGACUACACUGGCACCAGUAUGUUGAGCGAUGAUGGGGCCAAUCUUUCAGUGGAAAGCGACGUCGACAUGAGUUUGGCGUAGAGUUUCAAUUGGCUUGGUUGGAUAGUGCCGUCGUGGAGUAGAUAAUCCAAGGACGAAGUUGUUCUUGUGGAGCCUGCUGACACUGGAGAUAACUCUCCUUUCUUGGGUUGGGUUGGGUUGGGUUGAAGAAGAGUAGAUAAUCUAUAAUAGCCAUUUCAUUAUCAGUGG